Musca domestica (house fly) is the source of this 2674-nucleotide messenger RNA. RefSeq names its product importin subunit alpha-3 (gene Kap-alpha3). The transcript has 5 exons. Gene Ontology annotation, biological process: NLS-bearing protein import into nucleus. The record is from RefSeq and is a predicted model, not a curated record. Lineage: Eukaryota; Metazoa; Arthropoda; Insecta; Diptera; Muscidae. Bases 466 to 2016 code for a protein of 516 amino acids. Gene Ontology annotation, cellular component: nucleoplasm; nucleus; cytoplasm. Gene Ontology annotation, molecular function: protein binding; nuclear import signal receptor activity.
UUAAUUUUUCGUGUUGGAUCCAAGGUAGCAGCGGCAGAGAACAAAAUCGACGAGAACAUAGAGAUUUUUCACUUAAAAAGUGGAAAAUUAUUAAGAUAUACGUAUUAAUUUAAUAUAUAUAGUAGAAAAUCCAUUAAAUAUAUUUGUGUUUUGCCAAGUGCGUAUAAAUAUAUUGACACAAAUUGCGUUCAAAAUCGGACUAGUCGCAAAAGAAGAUUUAGCCAACGAGAGAAGGAAAUAUUCCAGAAACUUUUUUUUGAAAUAAUAGAAGGCGAAAACAAGUAAAAACUGAUUUUUUGAUAAUACUUGGACCAAGAAAAUAUAUAAUUUUUAUUGGAAAAAGAAGGUACAGGAAACGUUGAAACAUCAUUCAAAGGCAGUAAAUUCAAUUCGUUGAAUUUGGUAAAUAAUUUUCCUCCCAACACACACACACAGACACAAGGAGAAAGAAAAUAAUUUGAAAAAAUGACGUCUCUGGAACCAAAUGUGAAUCGCUUGCAAAAUUUCAAAAACAAAGGCAAAGAUCAAGAUGAAAUGCGACGACGACGCAAUGAAGUCACAGUGGAAUUGCGUAAAAACAAACGUGAAGAGACAAUUCUCAAACGUCGCAAUGUCCCCAACAUGGACUCAAACACAGACGAAGAUGAUCAGUUGCCAAAUCAAAUCAACUUGAAGAAACUAGCUGAAGCUGCUGCUGAUUCAUCGAAGCCCGAACAGCAAUUGGCCGCUGUGCAAGCCGCACGCAAACUGUUAUCGUCUGAUAAAAAUCCACCCAUCAAUGAUUUAAUUAAGAGCGACAUUCUUCCCAUAUUGGUCGAUUGUCUGAAGCAACACAAUCACACAAUGUUGCAAUUCGAAGCUGCCUGGGCAUUGACAAACAUCGCCUCCGGCACAUCGGAACAAACAAAUGAGGUGGUAAAUGCCGGUGCUGUCCCUCUGUUCUUGCAAUUGUUGUCUUCACCUGCUCCAAAUGUCUGCGAACAAGCCGUCUGGGCUUUGGGUAAUAUCAUUGGUGAUGGGCCAGCACUGCGUGACUUUGUCAUAAGGCACGGUGUCGUCCAGCCGCUGUUGUCGUUCAUCAAACCCGAUAUACCCAUAUCGUUUUUGCGCAAUGUCACCUGGGUCAUUGUGAAUUUGUGCCGUAACAAAGAUCCCCCACCACCAGCCACAACUAUUAACGAAAUAUUGCCCGCUUUGAAUAUAUUGAUUCACCAUACAGACACCAACAUCCUGGUGGACACCGUAUGGGCCAUCAGCUAUUUAACCGACGGCGGUAACGAUCAAAUCCAAAUGGUUAUCGAAAGUGGUGUGGUACCAAAAUUGAUACCCCUCCUGGGACAUGCCGAAGUGAAAGUACAAACAGCUGCCUUGCGUGCUGUUGGUAAUAUCGUUACCGGUUCCGACGAACAGACCCAGGUCGUACUCAACUACGAUGCUCUGUCAUAUUUCCCAGCAUUGUUGUCACAUCAAAAGGAAAAGAUACGCAAAGAGGCCGUAUGGUUUUUGUCCAACAUAACAGCUGGUAAUCAGUCACAAGUGCAGGCCGUCAUCAACUGUGGUCUGCUGCCGAAAAUCAUUGAAAAUCUACGACACGGUGAAUUCCAAACACAAAAAGAAGCCGCAUGGGCCAUCAGCAAUUUGACUAUCAGUGGUAAUCGUGAUCAAGUGUUUACGCUAAUCAAGGAGGGCGUUAUACCACCAUUCUGUGAUCUGUUGUCAUGUCAAGAUACGCAAGUUAUUAAUGUCGUCCUGGAUGGUCUUAACAAUAUGCUCAAAAUGGCCGAAAGCCAUGUACAAGAUGUAGCCAAUUUAAUUGAGGAAUGCGAUGGUCUCGAAAAGAUUGAGAAACUGCAAAAUCACGAAAAUGUUGAAAUCUACAAACUGGCGUACGAAAUCAUUGAACAACAUUUCUCAGAUGAGCUCGAACAGGCAUCAAUUGCGCCCGCCUCCGAUGGUGCACAAUAUCAAUUUGAUCCAAAUGCCGAUGGCAGAUUACCGAACACAUAUAAUUUUUAACAAAAUUUCCCAUAUUUUUCAAUGUGACCAUGAUUAAACGAUAUACGCUGUCGUCUUCUUGUACAUUGCAAACAAUUUAAAAAUCUUUAUUUUUUAAUUAUUAUAUUAUAUUAUUUAACUUAGAAUCAUAAAACAAAAAACACACAGAAAAGAAAGCAACAGAUAAAAGCAAAAAACAAGGAUUUAGCAGCAUUGCAAAUAACAACAAAAGAACGAAGAAAGAGCAGAACCAUAAGAUAAUACUGAGUCCAUGAUAAUAUAAUUAUUUGUAAUUUAAAUAUUUCAUAAAAAUCAUCUAUAUAUAAUUAUAUAUAUAUAUAUACAAAACAAAACAAAAAAACCAAACAGAUUUAUUGAAUUUCUGAGUUUUAAACACACAAUUUUUUUUUUUGGAAAAAAAGAAGAAAAAAAAUUAAACAAAUACGAAUAUUCUUUAUCUUGACUUAGCUUUCUGUUAAAUUUUUCCAUAUCCAACUUCCCCUCCCCCCUGUCCUGUCUGUCUGUGCCACCUUUGAAUUCCGUCUUCCCAUGCCACACGCAAACGUCCCCUCCCCUUCCUUUCCUUCCUGAUAAUCUAUUAACUAUAUAUCAUACACAAGAUAAGGCAAGAAACUCUAAAAAAUAAAUUUAUUUUAAAGAAUUUUUUAUUUUAUUAUAA